Acomys russatus (golden spiny mouse) is the source of this 623-nucleotide messenger RNA. RefSeq names its product coiled-coil domain-containing protein 159-like. The transcript has 4 exons. Bases 189 to 584 code for a protein of 131 amino acids. NCBI's taxonomy places the organism in Eukaryota, Metazoa, Chordata, Mammalia, Rodentia, Muridae. The record is from RefSeq and is a predicted model, not a curated record.
CCGGUGAGCUCCGCUCCUGACCCGGAGUGAGCAGGCGUGGCUGAAAGGAAGGCCACGCCCUUCUCUGUGACUCCACCUUCGGCCUCCGUGCGUUUUCCAGUGAUGGUGUCCUCAGGGGAUCAAAACUUCAGCGUCACAGCUCGGGGACUGGCUUCGUGGUCCCUGAUGGGAGAGCAUGAACAGGUGGUAUGAGGGCAUCUGUGGUCCUCAGUGAUCCUCUUUUGGCCGGCCUAUCUCGGGACCCUGACUACUGUGUAGCUCACCUCUGCUCACCACCCUCCCUCUCCAUCACAUCUGUCAACGAGAGGGGGUCCUUCUCAGUCAAAGCUUUGGACUGUAUGACCCACUGGUCCAGGAACUUGGAGCCUGAGAUCCUGACCGCUGGUCCCAAACAAGCAGUGAAGUGUGCGGGCUGGCAGAAGGAGGAGUGGGACCUGGUUCCUCAGCCUCAUGAGGACGGUAUAUCCUACUCCAACUCAGACCUGCACAAGGAACAUUGUCAUGACCAGGACCUUGUGAAGAGGAAUCACAGUACAGCCAAGGUGAUGCCCGCACCCGCCCUUAGGGAGCCCUCGUUAACCUAGGGAUGCACUUGCUGUGUGCCGCUGUGGAGCCAGGGAAGG